This is a messenger RNA of Pipistrellus nathusii (Nathusius's pipistrelle), 606 nucleotides long. The record is from the annotation of a GenBank genome assembly. NCBI's taxonomy places the organism in Eukaryota, Metazoa, Chordata, Mammalia, Chiroptera, Vespertilionidae.
AUGCCCCGGGCGUUCGCCUGCCUCCACUAUCUCAGCAUCCUCCUGGGCAUGGCCCUGGGGGACCAGGGUUCGGAGGAGUGCGCCCUCACGGGCAUCCUGCGGGAGAAGCUGCAGUACCGGAACCGCCUUCAGUACACGAAACUGUACUUCCCCAUCGACUACCGGCUCAGCAUGCCUUACGAAGGGGUGCUCAGAGCGGCCAACGUCACGAGGCUGCAGAGGGCCCGGGUGAGCCAGCAGGAGCUGCGCUACCUGUGGGUGUGGGUGAGUCUCAGCGCCACCAAGGCCGUGCAGGAGGUGCUGCUCGAAGGCCACCCGUCCUGGAACUACCUGCAGGACGUCCGCUCUCUGCUGCUGGGCGUCGAGAAGGUCCUCCGGGUCGUGAAGCCCAGCCCCCAGGUGGAAGCACUGUCCCUCCUCAGUGCCCGGAGGCUGAGCGGGAAGCUGGUGCGGCCCAAAGCCCUGCUGGAUAACUGCUUCCGGGUCAUGGAGCUGCUGUACUGCGCCUGCUGUAAAGAAACAUCCAUCCUAAACUGGCAGGACUGUAGAGUGCCCGGCCUGCAGCCCCACAGCCCAGGGCCCCUGCCGCAGUGUGUGGACGCCUAG